AUGUGCAGCUGGAAAAUCACUCUUGUGCCCAAUAGCAGACAUGCAUUCACACGCAAACAAAAAGAAGAACAAGGAAGGUACACUUCCCGUGACCACACCUCCAGAAGCAAACAGGCUCUGAUAAGGCAGCUGCACAGUCUGCUGCUGGUCAUUGUAACCAAAGGCAUCCUGACUAUCGUUUCAAGGCUGGAGUGGAGUGCAGCCACCCCUCGAAACAGGGAGGCUUUGAGCAGCCCUGCCCAGAGAGUUAUCAUACACCACACUGCUCUUGCAAACUACACAAACCAGAAGCAGUGCAUGGACCACCUGCUCAGCAUUCAGAGACUACAUAUGAAAGAUAGGGACUUUGAUGACAUUGGAUAUAAUUUUCUAGUUGGAGCCGAUGGUACUGUGUAUGAGGGCCGUGGCUGGGGCGUGGUGGGAGCACAUACCAAAGGCUACAAUCACGACUCGUUGGGGAUUGCCUUCAUGGGCAAUUUCAACAAUGACGCGCCAAGCAAAGAAGCAAUAUCGUCAGUCAAACAGCUGCUGCACUCCGGAGUUUUCCAGGGAUUUUUACAGUCACAGUUUGACCUGUUUGGACACAAAGAUUUGGGCAACACAGAAUGUCCAGGAAAGAAACUUUACACUGCACUACCACAACUGAGGACUACCAGAUAA
Messenger RNA from Scomber japonicus (chub mackerel), 660 nucleotides. RefSeq names its product peptidoglycan recognition protein 5 (gene pglyrp5). The coding region runs from base 1 to 660 and encodes 219 amino acids. Gene Ontology annotation, molecular function: N-acetylmuramoyl-L-alanine amidase activity; zinc ion binding. The transcript has 4 exons. The record is from RefSeq and is a predicted model, not a curated record. Gene Ontology annotation, biological process: peptidoglycan catabolic process. NCBI's taxonomy places the organism in Eukaryota, Metazoa, Chordata, Actinopteri, Scombriformes, Scombridae.